Messenger RNA from Epinephelus fuscoguttatus (brown-marbled grouper), 6015 nucleotides. RefSeq lists its product as uncharacterized. Gene Ontology annotation, biological process: T cell costimulation; cellular response to lipopolysaccharide; immune response. The transcript has 4 exons. Gene Ontology annotation, cellular component: external side of plasma membrane. NCBI's taxonomy places the organism in Eukaryota, Metazoa, Chordata, Actinopteri, Perciformes, Serranidae. The record is from RefSeq and is a predicted model, not a curated record. The coding region runs from base 2238 to 2981 and encodes 247 amino acids.
CAGAAGACUUGGAAUCUAGGCAGUGAGAGAGACAACUGCAGAAUCAUCGGCGUGGAUGAAGGCUUUGGUGAAACGCGACCGCAGCUUGCUGUUGAUAAGAUGCUACAAGAUGCGCUAGCCCUCGACUACUCUCCGAAGUUGGACCGGCCUCACAGGAGUCUGCAGCCCAAGCGGAAAGAUGGGAACCCGCCUAGACCCAUUGUGGUUAAGUUUCACUACUUCCAGGAGAAGGUGGACAUCCUGCGGAAAUCUGCGGCAGUGGGAGCCAUCUUUCACAACAACAGGUGGAUCCACAUUUACGCCGACAACACACCCUCGGUGAGGGCGAAGCGGGCUGCCUUCAAUGAGGUCAGGGGACUGCUGCGCCGCUGCCCCAAGGUGAAGUAUGGCAUCUCGUACCCGGCUAUACUUUGGAUAACUACUCCAGGAGGUGAGCAGAAGUCGCUUGAUAACGCAUCCGAGGCCAGAGCCUACGUUAUGAGCAACUUACAGCCACGAGAUUCGGAGACAGAGUGAGUAUUAUGUGCUCUAAAUGGAACAAAAUAAUCGUCUGUUUCCAGCCAGCAUGCUAGCAUAAUAGCUAACCACUAUGUCUAACCUGCUAGCUGCUGGGCAGCUGGACAUUAUCUAUCAGCAUUAUAUCCUGUAUGCUUAGGCACAGACCCUCACUUAAUGUGUCCCCGUCCCCCCCAAUGUUGAAAUGAAAGUUACGCUCAUGCUCAGAAGUGUCAUCCAGCUGGCCGGCCCAACAGACCUAUCAGAAUCUGUUGGGCCGGCCACGCCCCCCGCUGUUGGAUGGUCUCCAUAAUGUGGUUAUUUCUCCUGCAGUGAUCUGUGAUGGCUGAUUUUAAGUUUUCCUGUUCUGCUUUGUCUUUUUGUGUCCUUGUGAAUCUCCCCGCUGUCUCUUUCUCACAUUCUUUUAGAUGUUCGUUUUUCCUUGUAUUAAAUGAUCUUCCUGUUUCUCCGAUGUAUGUUUUCGUGCAUGAUUUGCAUGGUAUUUCAUAUAUUACACUGCAGUUUGUGUCCGGUUCUAUUUUGUCUUGCAGGUGUAGGCCUACUAGCAACUGACGAAGUUUUGCAUGUGGCUUUACGGCUGUGUUGAUGUGAUGUUUUUUCAUGAUUAGUUGUAUUGGUUCUGUUAUCCCCCGCAUGUUGUGUCUCUGUUUUUAUUGUCAGUUUUUGUGUGUGUUUUGUUUUCCUUUCUUCUUGCUUCUUCUCUUUGGUUUUGACUUGUUGUUUUCCUUUGUUCAGGGCCCAUCUGGGAUAUUGGCAGAGUGUGAGUGCGUGUUGUAGGCCUAUGUGUUUUCCUUCCUCCUGUCUGUCUUUAUCUUCGGUUAUGAAGCUGGCCCGUUCGUAAAGAGUUCUGCCGACUGAGAGUUUGUGAGCUGUGGGAUGUUCUGAUGUCCAGAGGAGGUACUGGUCUGUGUGUGUGGGUUUCCUGUAAACUGUGAUUUUAAUGCUGCCGUCUUCUCUGUGGUGAAUGUUCAUGUCCAGAGAUGAUAUGGUCUCUUUUAACGGGCCAGCAUCAUAACCGAGGAUAAAGAACAAUAUGGAACAAUAUUAAAAAAUAAACUUAACUCAAUAAAGAGCUGUGGUGGAAACACUGAUAAAACAACACAAAAGAAUAUAUGAACAGAUAUACAUAUAGAUAUAUAGAUAUUUACACACAUCACAGUAGGAGACUGUUGGUUAGCAGCUUACUGUGACACACAGACAGUGGUGGGAAGUAACUAAGUACUGUACUGAAGUACAACUUUGAAGUACUUGUACUUUACUUGAGUAUUUCCAUUUUAUGCUACAUUUUACUGUAAGUGUGAAGGGUUAAAAUGUAUUUACAGGAUUUUUGUUUUUAAAUGACAUGAGUUAAAUGUGUUUAAAAAGUCAUUGGGACUAAAGUACAGUUCAUAUGAGGCUGUGAUUCAGUUCAUGACUAAAAUAAUAAGUUAAAUGUGUUUAAAACUGUAAAUGUUCAUUUACACAACUGAAAGAGAAAAUGUUAGACCCAUGGAGUUAUCCAAUCAGCUUCCAUCAGUCACUCUGAUCAACCAAUCACGCUCCAGCAGUUUCAUAGAGCGUGCGCUGUUUGCAACACCAUCACCACUAAGUGACUGCACUGAGACACAGAGGAAGACAUCUUACCAUCUACCCAACGAAAAACUCCACCUGCUAUGUUUUAUAUUGAGUAUGUUGCUGUGCAGAAUUCAACUUUUGGACCUUUCCGGUGUGCCAGAUGAGACAUGAGGGAGAAGAUGAUGUGCAUCAUCCUGCUGCUCAUCAACCUGACCUCCUGUGUGUGUGGAACAUUUGUAGUCAAUGUGACACAGACCUCCUAUCAGGCAGAGGAGAACCACAACAUCACGCUGGAGUGGAUGUUCACCACCAAACCUGGCAGCUCCCUCGACUCCCUUUUUAUCUACUGUCAACUGUUGACUGAUCUCAGAGCCUCAGUCCUGUAUGACCUUCAUGGAGGUGUUGAGGUCCCAGAGUCUCAGGAUGGACAGUUUAAAGGACGGGUCCAGUGUGACAAAGGCGUCCUCAGAGAGGGACGACUCAGACUUCAUGUGUCCAGACUCAGGACUGAUGACUCGGGACUGUACAUGUGUCAAGUGUUCACACGUUAUGGCAGCAGCACUGCUACAUGUCGGCUCAAUGUCACUGCAGCAAAGGCUUCGCCCAAACCUGUGAGACCAAACCCAACAAGUGCACCACAACCAGAGAGUUGGGGAUGGAUCGUCUUACAUUGUCUCCUGGGACUGACAGCAACAGCAGUCCUGGGUCUUUUGGGUUAUUUUUUAUUCAGACACUUUGUGCCUAGAGAACAAGUGUGCCCAAGACAACUAGAGUUUAGCACUCAGCCAAGAGAACAAGAUUCCUGCUCAGAUCAUAGUGAUAGAUCUGAGUCAGCUCCACUCUCCCCAAAUACAUCACUGGAAACUGUUGCAUCUGACAUCUGUCAGCCUAUCCCAGAUGACAAUGGGUGAGAGGCAGGGUACACCCUGGACAGGUCAGACUAUCACAGGGCUGACACAUAGAGACAGACAACCAUUCAAACUCACAUUCACACCUACAGACAAUUUAGAGUCACCAAUUAACCUGCAUGUCUUUGGACUGUGGGAGGAAGCUGGAGCACCUGGAGAAAACCCGCGCUGACACAGGGAGAACAUGAGAUCUCUGCACAGAAGGAACCCUCUUACUGUGAGGCAACAGUGCUAACCACUGCACCACCAUGCUGCCUAAUUCUAACAUGCAGAGCAUUAACUUUUUUUUUUGUAAUGUGGCGUUUAAACUCAGAUGUACUGUUACUGUUUUAUUUGUGUCUGUCAGCUGGCUGAUAUUUUUUACAGUCUGUUAUUUACGGUCAUUAUUUCAUUGUAUGUAUGCUCAAAAGAAAAGCUCUUGAGAAAAGCACUCUGCCUACUUCCAUCUACACAAUACUAACCGCCUUCGCCCAUCCCUCCCACCACACAGCACCUCCCUCCUUUUUGGUCUCCCUCUCAAAUCCAUCCACAAACUUCAACUAGUCCAGAGCUCUGCCGCCCGCAUCAUCACCAGAACCCCCUCCAUCAAUCACACCACUCACUGUGUCUGCCUUGUUUACCAUAUAAAGCAAAUCCAGACAUUUGUACAUUUACCUUUUGAAUUUAAAUUUAUGCUGGUUUAUUAAUAUCAUGCAAUCUGUAAAUCUGCAGCCAUGAAUUUGGAUCUUAUGUCCAGAGUUUUGAUACAGCUUUGAGUUGAACAUUCAUUCAUUUUCUGUAAUCGCUUAUCCUCUUGAGGGUCGCAGGGGGGCUGGAGCCUUUCCCAGCUGACACUGGGCGAAAGGCCAAAGCCAGACUAUCACAGGGCUGACACAUGAGCCCCUUUUACACUGCCAGAUUUUCUGCAAAUGUUGGGCCAUUUUGCAGGCAAGCUGCGAGCGUUUAGACACACAGAGCCAGAUUAGUGAGUUGAUCCGAGGAGCCCAGUUUUCCGCUUCGUAGGGUAAACAUAUUGGCGGAGUCUUUUUCUUUUAAAGAGAACGAGGCGCCCUUCUGCCAUGGGAGGGGCUGUUGAUGACUUGUGGGAGGGGCUGUUGAUGACGCCGCUUGUGCAAAGGAAACAGCUGAUAGCAGGAAUUAGCGAGCAGCUAGUAGCAAGAGAGAAAUGCAAACCUGACAUACACUGUAAAGAUGAGCACCUGGGGAGACAAGGAAUUGCGCGUCCUCCUUGUCCUCACAAAUGAAAAGGUCAUUAACUGUCGGAUGACGGGGACGGUGAAGGACGGGCCGACUUAGAUAAUCGCUGAAGGACUGACCAGCCGCGGCUUCCCUCCCACGUCACUGUUUACGUCACACGCUGAGCUACACGUUUUGUUACUUGCUCACGCCCCCCAUUGCACUCCCCAAUUUUGUUUUUAUACUGCCAAUGCUGAACGAAGACGGAUUGGGCUUUCCUGCAAAUUUGCACAAUUCCUAUUUAAAAAGGGCUAUAGAGACUUACAACCAUUCACACUCACAUUCACACCUACGGACAAUUUAGAGUCACCAAUGAACCUGCAUGUCUUUGGACUGUGGGGGGGAAGCCGGAGCACCUGCAGAAAACCCAUGCUGACACGAGGAGAACAUGCAAACUCCACACAGAAGGAACCCUCUUGCUGUGAGGCAAUAGUGCUAACCACUGUACCACUGUGCCGCCUAAUUCUAACAUGCAGAGCUUUAACUUUUUUUUUUUUUUUGUAAUGUGCCCUUUAAACUCAGAUGUUUUAUUUGUGUCUGUUACAGUUGGCAUAUAUAUUUUACUGUCUGUUAUUUAUGGUCAUUAUUUCAUUGUAUGUAUGCUCCAAAGAAAAGCUCUGAGUUGUUAACACUGGUAUUAAUAUUAUAGAGCAGCAGAGGGAGCUCUUCGGUCUUGUUUGCUCUUCUGUCUGCAGGUUACAGCUGUGAUUGAUUAGACCAGUGGAUCACAACUGGUUAGUCGCAGUCCAGAAGUGAGCCACAGGUUCAUUCUGAAUGGACCGCAACUCUGCAAGUGACUUACAAACGUGUCAAGUUGGUAAAAAACACAUUUUAUUUUGAAGUACAGUGAUUUGCCAGCACAGAGCUUUUAUUUUGAAGUGUUAUUUCCUGGCAUUUCAGUAUCCAUCCCUAGCUGGGCCACAGGGAGGUUACCUCUGGGCCAGAUGUGGCCCAUGGGCCUACUGAAUAGGUCAGCAGUAUUCUUUUGUUGUACAGUUCUAGUUUUCUUAUUUGUACCACUGAUAAUAAAUAAUAGAUUUGUUUUUUAAAGAAGAUGCACCGUGUGUGUGUGUUGGGGUGGAAUUGGGCACCACACAGAGAGGGCACCUAUAUUGCCAGCAGCAGCCCUGCCCCUAACACAACAACUGGUCUGGUACUUUCUCCUUGAGUGACAAAGGAUUAUGGUGUGGUUACUGUACUAUUUAAAAUAAAUAAUAAUAAUAAUAAAGCACCAGAGCUCAUGAGCUCAUGUUUUCAUUGACAGAGUUUCUGUUGUUGCUGAUUUUUUUGUACAGCACUUUGGUCAAUGUGAGUUAUUUUUAUAUGUGCUUUAUAGACUUCAAUACAGAGCCUGGACUUAACAAUGUGUGUUCACUGAAUGCUAGGGAGGACUCUUGCCUUGCCCACACAGGAUCCUUGGGAGGAGCACCCGUCCUCCAGAGGUUAGAAUUCACUGGCUGGUGCCAAUCUUUUGUGUUGUGGGCUGUACUUUCACAGUUUCUGCAGAAGGUGGCGCUGCAGUCGGCUGCAAGGUGGGAUGAACAGCCACAUGUCCUGCAGGUCUUUGAUUGAUCACCAUGAAACACAUGGCCCCUAAUUGGUGCCAGCUAGAUGGUGGGUGGUAGGUGGUGGAGUAAAUCAGAAUUAGCUCUCUCCUGAGACGCACAUAGAAACACCAGGCUCAAAUUCUAAUUCCAUUCUUGUCCCUCAUUUCCAUGCUCCGUAAGACAGUGCAAUGAGAGGACAGCCAUGUGUCUAUGUCCUCAGUUGCAACUUUUUCAGAGUACGUAAUCACGGUCAC